Messenger RNA from Camponotus floridanus (Florida carpenter ant), 844 nucleotides. It is a transcript of the gene Cbp20, whose product is annotated as nuclear cap-binding protein subunit 2. Gene Ontology annotation, biological process: mRNA cis splicing, via spliceosome. Gene Ontology annotation, molecular function: RNA cap binding. The transcript is spliced from 3 exons. NCBI's taxonomy places the organism in Eukaryota, Metazoa, Arthropoda, Insecta, Hymenoptera, Formicidae. The record is from RefSeq and is a predicted model, not a curated record. Gene Ontology annotation, cellular component: nuclear cap binding complex. Bases 83 to 580 code for a protein of 165 amino acids.
UAAUCUUUUCAUGUUUACCUUUUGGAUGCGAGAUGCAGGAAUUCUCUUUGGUAUAAGAUUGAAUUAAGUAUUGUGAAUUAAAAUGUCGCUCAAAUUGAGCUCAAAUACCACAUCGUCAAUUGAAUUAAGCUCCUAUCGUGAUCAACAUUUUAAGGGCUCAAGAGCUGAACAGGACAGGCUUUUAAGGAACUCUUCCACUUUGUACGUGGGCAAUUUAUCCUUUUAUACUACAGAAGAACAGAUAUAUGAAUUGUUUUCGAAAUGUGGUGACAUUAGACGCAUUAUUAUGGGCCUCGACAAGUAUAAAAAAACACCAUGUGGUUUUUGUUUUGUUGAAUAUUAUCAAAGAUUCGAUGCUGAACAUUGUAUGAGAUACGUCAAUGGUACUCGUUUAGAUGACAGAAUAAUUAGAACUGAUUGGGAUGCUGGCUUCAUCGAAGGCAGACAGUAUGGCCGUGGCAAGACUGGAGGACAAGUAAGAGACGAAUAUCGAUCAGAUUUUGAUAGUGGACGAGGUGGUUAUGGUAAAAUAAUACAACAGAAAGUAACAUCUCUCUCGGAUGGUGGAUUUGGACGGUGAAAUUUUGAAACAAGAAACAAUUAUACAUAUAACAUAUACGUGUAAAUGUUUUCAAUAUGUAUUUUAUUAAUCAUUCAUACAUUGUGAAAUAAUUCAUUGUAUAUGUAAAUAUAAUGUUUAAGAGGUAAAUUAUAUUAAGUAGAGUAAUAAAAGUAAUUAUUCGUACAUAUACUAAGGCCAUGUUAAAAUGUGCUUUAACAUGCCUUAACAUUGUAAAUGACAUUUUCCAUUGAAAUAUUUUCAAAUAACUUUGUUUAUGUAAAA